This is a messenger RNA of Hemisphaericaspora subhashii, 291 nucleotides long. RefSeq names its product Sm-like protein (gene SNP3). Bases 1 to 291 code for a protein of 96 amino acids. The record is from RefSeq and is a predicted model, not a curated record. Gene Ontology annotation, molecular function: RNA binding. The transcript is spliced from 2 exons. Gene Ontology annotation, biological process: mRNA splicing, via spliceosome. Gene Ontology annotation, cellular component: P-body; U4/U6 x U5 tri-snRNP complex; precatalytic spliceosome. Lineage: Eukaryota; Fungi; Ascomycota; Pichiomycetes; Serinales; Debaryomycetaceae.
AUGUUAUUUUUCAGUUUUUUCAAGACUCUUGUUGAUCAAGAAGUCACAGUCGAAUUAAAGAAUGAUUUAGAAAUAAAAGGAACAUUAAAAUCAGUAGAUCAAUAUUUGAAUUUAAAAUUGGAUAAUAUACAAGUAACCAAUGGAACCAAAUAUCCCCAUUUACAAGCAGUAAAGAACUUAUUCAUAAGAGGAUCGAAUGUCCGUUAUGUUCAUAUGAGUCCAAGGUCAGUGGAUUGUACAUUGUUACAAGAUGCAUCAAGAAGAGAGGCCAUGGUUCAAUCAACAAAAUAA